UUUUACAGCUAGACCUGUGUGCUGCGAGGAGCUAAGGCCUUCAGUGUCCCCUUCCUCACCCAGGUUAUUCACAAAAUGGAUUCCCAGCGGGAACUUGCAGAGGAACUGCGGCUUUACCAAUCCACCCUUCUUCAGGAUGGUCUAAAAGAUCUCCUGGAUGAGAAAAAAUUCAUCGAUUGCACCCUAAAGGCAGGUGAUAAAAGUCUUCCUUGCCACAGACUGAUUUUAUCAGCUUGUAGUCCCUACUUCCGUGAGUAUUUUUUAUCUGAAAUUGAAGAGGAGAAGAAAAAGGAGGUAGUAUUAGAUAAUGUGGACCCUGCAGUACUGGAUUUAAUCAUCAAAUACCUGUAUUCCGCCAGCAUUGAUCUCAAUGAUGGAAAUGUGCAAGAUAUUUUCGCCUUGGCCAGCCGCUUUCAGAUCCCCUCUGUGUUCACUGUUUGUGUUUCUUAUCUUCAGAAAAGACUUGCUCCGGGUAACUGUCUAGCUAUCCUCAGAUUAGGACUUCUUCUUGACUGUCCAAGACUCGCCAUCUCUGCCCGUGAAUUUGUGUCUGAUCGUUUUAUACAGAUUUGUAAAGAAGAGGACUUUAUGCAGCUGUCUCCACAGGAACUGAUCUCAGUCAUUUCAAAUGACAGCCUAAACGUAGAAAAGGAAGACGUAGUAUUUGAGGCAGUAAUGAAAUGGGUGCGAACAGACAAAGAAAACAGGGUUAAAAACCUUAAUGAAGUGUUUGACUGUAUUCGUUUUCGCCUUAUGACAGAAAAAUAUUUUAAAGAUCAUGUCGAAAAAGAUGAUAUAAUUAAAAGCAACCCAGAACUCCAGAAAAAAAUUAAAGUUCUCAAAGAUGCCUUUGGCGGCAAACUCCCAGAACCUAGCAAAAACACAGAGAAGGCAGGAGCUGGUGAGGUGAAUGGUGACGUUGGCGAUGAAGACUUACUUCCUGGUUACCUGAAUGACAUUCCCAGGCAUGGGAUGUUUGUCAAAGACCUGAUUCUUUUGGUUAAUGACACAGCUGCAGUGGCUUAUGAUCCCACAGAAAAUGAAUGUUACCUUACUGCACUGGCUGAGCAGAUUCCCAGAAACCAUUCCAGCAUUGUUACCCAACAAAACCAGGUCUAUGUGGUAGGGGGACUAUAUGUGGAUGAAGAAAAUAAGGAUCAACCUCUACAGUCCUAUUUCUUCCAGCUUGAUAACAUAACAUCUGAGUGGGUUGGGCUUCCACCUCUGCCUUCAGCCAGAUGUCUGUUUGGUCUUGGAGAGGUAGAGGAUAAAAUCUAUGUGGUUGCAGGCAAAGACCUGCAAACAGAGGCAUCGCUGGAUUCAGUAUUAUGCUAUGAUCCUGUGGCUGCAAAGUGGAGUGAAGUAAAAAAACUUCCAAUAAAAGUCUAUGGCCAUAAUGUUAUUUCACAUAAAGGGAUGAUAUAUUGUCUAGGAGGAAAGACAGAUGAUAAAAAAUGUACAAACCGGAUGUUUGUCUACAACCCCAAAAAAGGAGACUGGAAAGAUCUAGCUCCAAUGAAAACGCCUCGAUCCAUGUUUGGAGUGGCAAUUCAUAAAGGCAAAAUUGUGAUUGCAGGAGGUGUCACUGAAGAUGGUCUUUCAGCUUCAGUUGAAGCUUUUGACCUCACAACCAAUAAAUGGGAAAUAAUGACUGAAUUUCCCCAAGAAAGAAGUUCCAUCAGCUUGGUUAGCCUGGCGGGAUCCCUAUAUGCCAUCGGAGGGUUUGCCAUGAUUCAACUAGAAACUAAAGAGUUUGCGCCCACUGAAGUCAAUGACAUAUGGAAGUAUGAAGAUGAUAAAAAAGAAUGGGCUGGGAUGUUGAAGGAAAUACGUUAUGCAUCAGGAGCUAGUUGUCUAGCAACACGUUUAAAUCUCUUCAAACUGUCUAAACUAUAAUCAAGAAAGUGAAAACCAUAAUAAAUUAUGAGGAAAUGUGUUUGGAUAAUAGGGUUUUAAUUUAUUCUUUUUUUUAAGUCUAUAAAGAGUUUCAUGUAGAAAUUAUUGAGUUGUCCCAACUUAGUGGGACAACAUUGAAUUUUCAAUGUAAUAAUCAGGGCUGAAAACCAUUUCUAACAGGAAAUAUGUUAAAUUGAA
Molecule: messenger RNA, 2094 nt
Organism: Condylura cristata (star-nosed mole)
Lineage: Eukaryota; Metazoa; Chordata; Mammalia; Eulipotyphla; Talpidae
Gene: KLHL41
Product: kelch-like family member 41
Exons: 6
Coding region: 76-1896 (606 amino acids)
Molecular function (GO): protein binding
Source: RefSeq, a predicted model, not a curated record